UUUCUAUUGAAUAUUAUUGAAUUCUUUAAACCCUAACAGCUGUAAAGCUGUGUUAGCUGUGUUUAGCUAGGGUUUAGUGAGCUGUGUUAUUCCCUCUUCUGUGUAAAGCUUGUUAAUAAGCUGUAAAGCAUGUGUUAAGAGAGUGUGGAGGUCAUCAUACUCUCAUGCUUGCUUAGCUGACUUGCUUAGCUGCCAUUGUCCCCUACUCUCCUCUCUCUUUCCCGAUUAUUCCUCUAUUUAUGCUUAAUCUUGUAAACUGUUUUGAUAUACUGAAAUAUACAUUAAGGUUUUCUAUAUGGUAUCAGAGCAGUGAUCCCUCUUGGACCUGCUUCUGUGUUCUUCCGAAAUCCUACCAAAUUCAAACCAGUUAAAGCCAUUAUGGCAACAUCAUCAGAGAAAGUUUCAAAAAACGAAACUAUGGAUACCAACCCAAUUCAACGUUUGAGCUCAGUGCUCCUAAACGAAUUCAACUAUCUGCCUUGGUCACGAGCUAUUUCUCUCGCUCUUGGAGGACGUGGAAAGCUCCAGUUCAUUCAAAAGGAUGAUAUCAUGCCCGAAACAACUUCACAAGAUUAUGCAGCAUGGGUGUCCCAAGACCAACUUAUCAUGUCUUGGCUGUUGAAUUCUAUGGAACCAAAGAUGGCUGAGAUUUUCAGUUAUUCAGUAUCAUCUCACCACCUUUGGAUUUCUGUACGAGACAUGUAUGGAGAUCUAAACAAUGCUGCGCGAGUCUUCCAGCUGAAGAAAGAUCUUACAGAAUUACAACAGGGAAAUCUCUCUUUUGUUCAACAUCUUGGCAACUUGAAGGCCAAAUGGAAUGAAUUGGAUCUCUACAGACCUCAUACCACGGACACAACCAUUCUUUUAAAGCGUGCUGAAGAAGACAAAGUGUUCCAGUUGCUUGCCAGCAUCGGACCAGAAUAUGAGGACCUUAAAAGUCAUCUCCUGAUGACACCUGAGCUUCCCACCUUCCAGAUGGUCUGCAACGUUAUUCAACGCGAAGAAAUAAGGAAGAAGGUCAUGAAUGCAGUCGUUGUCGUUGGAGAAUCAGAUCCUAGGCCAUCAGAAGCAAGAGCCUUCACCUCUUUCAGACCAUACAAGGGAAAACGACCAGACUUAAAGUGUUCUCACUGUGUGAAAAUAGGUCGUCCAGGCAUUGGACACAUAAAAGAAAAGUGCUGGAUUCUUCAUCCAGAACUUAAACCCAAGUUCAAUGAUGAGGGAAGAGCACCAAGAAACCAAAUGAAGCCUGCCUACACUCCUCAAGGAAACCUUGUUUGCGACAAUGUCUCAAAAAAUGUGAUGAACUCUUCUUCUAGUCCCAUUACUCUCAUAAAUGAAUUUGCUAACUUCUUGCAACAGAAACAAGGGACAACAAAUCAUGAAAAUCCUGCAGCCAUGCUCGGCAAGUUUGCUGGCUUCCUCGAACAGUCAAGCUCAGUGUCACAAAAUGAUGUGCCAGGACCGAGUUUCGAAGGAAACGAUUGGUAAAGGUUUCUUCCUCAAUGGACUGUACUAUGUCAACUUCUCUUCAAGUUUUCCAAAAGGUUUCUACGUAAACUCAAACACAGUAAACAAGGAGCAGCUGUGGCACAUGAGAUUAGCUCAUCCUUCUUCCCAUGUUAUGUCUUUUAUUUUUCCUAGUUUCUGUAAAGAGAUUUCAGAUUGUGAAGUUUGUCAAAAAUCUAAGUCCACCAGGUUACCCUUUCCCCAUUCUCUCUCUAGAGCUACCAAAGUUUUUGAAAUUGUCCAUUCCGACAUUUGGGGACCUGCAACCUUAGAGUCUUUUGAUGGCUACAGAUUCUUUAUAUCUUUCAUUGAUGAUUUCUCUAGAACUACCUUUGUGUAUUUACUUAAAUUCAAGCACGAAGCUUUCCAGU
This is a messenger RNA of Malus domestica (apple), 1880 nucleotides long. Lineage: Eukaryota; Viridiplantae; Streptophyta; Magnoliopsida; Rosales; Rosaceae. The record is from RefSeq and is a predicted model, not a curated record.